Molecule: messenger RNA, 2734 nt
Organism: Maylandia zebra (zebra mbuna)
Lineage: Eukaryota; Metazoa; Chordata; Actinopteri; Cichliformes; Cichlidae
Source: RefSeq, a predicted model, not a curated record
CUGGCUGCAUUAAAGCGUCAACUGUCACUCUUCUCCCAGCUGGAUCCAAUGAAGACAGAAAGUGCAGAUUCGAGGAUGCCAGAGCCCCCUCCACAAGACCCUGGUAUUCCCGAAGGCCUCAAAACAAGCCCCCUAAACACAGAGGCUCUCGGGGAGUUUGCCCAAAACAUGUCAGAGCACAUACUUCGAUCAGUUUUUAGCCAAAAGGAAACAGUAGAACCUGAGGAGUCCAUUUAUAACCAAGAGCACGAAAUGCUAGCUGAGGCGCUAGCAUCCGCAGUGAUUGAGAUCGCUCUGAGUGAAGUGUGUAGAGGAAGAAACUUAAAGGACCACAUGGAGGGUGCUGAAAUAGAGAUGGAGAACAACAAGGGUGAACACCAGUGUUUUGAGGAUAAAUCUAGAAGAGACCAAGAACACCAGACUUCUACCCAGCCUUGCCAUCCACCUCUAUCCCAGUCAGGGCUUCCCGCUGUGGGAUCCCUCGACUACCCCGACGCCCCACCGACCACGCCUCUUCUCCCAGAGCUGGAGAGGAGCAGAAGCAGCUUUGCCCGUAAGCUAAAAGGAGGCCUGGCAAAGGUUUUCCUACCCUCGCCUCCUCCACCAACGCCAAAGGACAAGGAGGACAACGGAGACGCUUUGAUCAGCGACCCUCAUGUGGAACUGAUGGAGCAUCUCAUGCAGUCGCUGUCUACAGAUGAUUUGGGGAGAGGCAAUUUCGAAGUAGCACCUCUGCAUGAACCAACUAUAGAGACUUUUGCACAGGCUCUGUCAUGUGAUAUUACUAAGUGGGUUCUGGCUGCCAAAAAAAGAGAACAGAUGUCACAUGACAGUGAUCUCAACCUACUGGCCCAACAGCUGGCUGAAACCAUUAUCACGUCCUCCAUUGAUGAAGCUAAAGUGCUUAUCUAGGAUUUAAAGUGAUUCAUGGAGUCAGGUAUGAUGAAUAGCCUAUAUAUAUGCACACACAAGCUCAGUCCAUGGACUAUAUAUACAUAAAAGGUGGACAUAGCCACCAUAACACAAUCAGUUUAAUUGUCUUUUGUAGCUAUCUUAGUGUUUUUAAGUCAGACACGAAAAGUGAACCACUUAUUGGUUAACAGCUUAUGAGUAACAAGUCAUUAACCAAUUAGCAUUUCCUGGUUUAUCCACCUUUCUGACUCAAAUAAUGAUGACAGAUUUACAAAGGAAUUUCAUACUCUGUACACUAUGAUGUAAAACUAGCAACUGAGCCUCAAAAAGUUACCAGGUAUUCAGUGACAUCAGAGAGUAUGGAAGUACAUCUAUAAUAGCAGAAGGCUUUUUAGAAACCUGAGUAAUCGCCCCCUGUUGGGCAUCAGAAAGAAUGCAGGUAAAAGCAAGAUAGAUAGACUAUCUCUAGCAUAUACUUCUGUCCUACUCCACAUACUCCUUCGCUACACGAUGACAUGACAAAACAUUCUGUUCUGCAGCACAGGGAGAGAAGAUGCCUGCCACUUUGAGUUCUCUAAGCCACUAAAACACUGUGGAUUGUGGACUAUCUUUAGAGUUGGUCUAUAUAUACCCUUUCUGUGCAGCUUUUGACUACAAUCCUCAGCAAGUCCAUAGUCCUACCCAUUACCAAGCCAGUACUUCUCUGUUGGUCACUCUGUAGACUUAGAAGCUAAAUCUAUCAUUUAUAUAUAGUCUGUGGGGUCUGUUACUGUUAUUUCCUCUAAAGUAGGCAAUACACAUUAUCUUACUCCAAGAUUUGGGAAUUUCAUUUGUUACAGGAGUUAAUAUGAUUCAUUUGCAUUUGAUUGUAAUAUUAUAUUAAUGCUAUUUAUUAAUGAUAACAUAUUAUUAUGAGUUCAACUGUGUAUUCGUUUGUGUUUCUUGUUCAGAAAUGAACUUGUCAUUGAGGUUAAGUGGCAUUUCUGCAUCCUGAAAACUGCUGGAUGAUAAGUAACUGUUACAUUUCAUGAUGGAUUAAAGUACACUGGAUCUGACUUUUAUUUCUUUCUUACAAAACAAUACUUGGCUCCAAAAGCAAUAACCACAUUUGUCCUUCGGAUGGCAGCACAGUAAAGAAAUUUCAGCAUUUUUCAGCAUGAGCUCAGCAGUGCUGACCUACUUGGGACAUGACAACAACUGGAAUUAAUUUUGUUUUCCAUUUAGGAAAUCAUUUACUUUUAAAUGGUGGUCACCUGUCAGUAAAAUUGUUUUGUUUUGUUUGAUUUUGCUUCUAUGGUCAGGUCCUGCCAAAAGGGAAAGCCCUGCUAAAUAUAAUGCAGAGUACAACGACUUGCAGACUGCUAUAUCUGUAACAGAAGAUGAAACUGGACAGCAGAUGUUCUGUAGAUGAACUUGUAUCACACUGGAUUAUAAUCAGACAUAACAUUGGCAAAUUGUUUGGUUAGUUUUCUUUGUAAUCACCCUCAAAAUCUUUAUGUAUCCAGCAUGACUCAUUCAGCCCGUACACUGAGCAACGAUACUGGCAUUUUGGACAAAUUUGUGUUCUGGCUCAAAGAAAGCUCGUUUUCAUACUCACUUCGUCCUUGAUGUCAGACCUUGGAAGAACAAAAAGAAAAAAGAAAAAAAAACAGGGCGCCACAGGUCUUAACCAAACACUGAUGCAAUCCUGGAAUCGAAUAAAAACUCUGUUUUCUUUUUAAAUCAGUAACUACUUAAACACAGUUGGAGAUUGACAAAUUUACUGCAAGAAAAUCUUUGCUGAACUUUUAAAGUGCUGUUUUGAAUAAAGAGUCUCAUUGUU